Molecule: messenger RNA, 732 nt
Organism: Hyaloperonospora brassicae
Lineage: Eukaryota; Oomycota; Peronosporomycetes; Peronosporales; Peronosporaceae
Source: the annotation of a GenBank genome assembly
AUGACAAUCUCAUGUAACGAGCUACCCCGUUACACUAGCGUUAUAAAUCUGCUUGACGAAAUGCGGCGAGCCCGAUUGAAGGCGGAUAUGACAACGUACGAGCGUGCGAUUGCCGCGUGCAGUGUAAACAAGGACUCUGAAGGCGUGAUCUCGAUAUUUGACACACUCAUUGAUCGCAAACGGGGUGAGAAUGCUGCUGGGAUAAAAAGUGACCUUGUGACAGAGUCCAGCUUUUCAGCCUACCUCGUCGAAUGCACCGCACUACGAGACAAAGACCGAGUAAUUGAAGCUCCGAUGCUUCUUCACAAGUGGCACGCCGCAACAGGCCAAGUGCCGCCAGUAUUUGUCGUGACGCAGAUGUUGGACUCGCUGGAAGAUAUGGGCGAGUGGCGGCGAGCUGUUCGUGUGCUUCCCGAGUGGCAGGCGCUGUUCGGUACGGCUCCUAGCGUCGCUGUGUUCAAUCGUGUUAUGCAAAUGUGCAAUCAUGCAGAAGAGUACCAGCUUGUAGCUCCAAUAUUCGCUACGAUGCAAGACGCCGCAGCUUACCGCAUUCGUCCCGACACUGAAAGUUCCGUACAACGCAUUUAUGCCGAGGAACAGCGCGAGAAUUGGGCAGUAGCCACUGACCUAUUCGUAGAGAUGCAGAAGAGAAGCCCACGUGACGAGAUACCACAUCACCAGCUGCAGAAGAUAGCAUUGGGUCGAUACAGAUUGCGCCAACGCGAGACGUGA